This is a messenger RNA of Tuber aestivum (summer truffle), 3451 nucleotides long. Lineage: Eukaryota; Fungi; Ascomycota; Pezizomycetes; Pezizales; Tuberaceae. The record is from the annotation of a GenBank genome assembly.
CAGAUGGAGAAUGGCUUCGGCGUUGACGACCUCUUCCAGGAUGAAACCAUCCCGCGCCUCUCCUCUCGCCGGCGCGUCGACGCCCGCCUGGACGAACUCCGACUGAGCGGGUGCAACUCCAAAAUCGCCUGGUCCAAGGUGGGCUCCAUCGCCAUUAUCAACAGCGCGGGCACGGGUGUGGAGACGCGGCACCUAGCCUGCAAUCCGGAGGAUGGGCGGUGGGAACUGAGCGACGCAUACCCGAUCGCGAACGUGAGCCGCUACCACGAAAACCAACGGCUGGUGCACGUAACGUGGAACUCUCCCGGGGCGGAGCUGGCGGUCGUGGACGUGCUGGGCCGGGUCAGCUUUUACACCGUCUUCCUGGCGGUAAAUCACCUGACGGCGACUAGGAAUCAGAUACUCGACCAGGAUGACGACCUGAGCGCCCUCGUGGGCUUCUGGUGGUUGCCGCUUGAGAAGCCGUAUGCGCUGUACAGGCCAGCAGCGAGGCAGGAGGAUAGGAACUUUAGGUACCAAGCGCUGACCUUUAGGCCCUUCGGACCUUUCCACCCGAUUAUGGGCAAGGUGGCCGCGAUUGGGAUUACGAGGGGGGGCACGGUCAAGAUGUGGUAUCAGGAUGGGCAGGGCAGGUACCAAGAGGUCACGGCGGAAUUGGAGGGGUUUGCGAGUUUGGAUGACUUAUUUUCUCAUGCUUCCAUCUCCUGCAAUAAAGGUGAAUCCCCGAAGAACCAACUGCCUCUCCCGCGCCUGUGCUCACCAAACCAGACCACGCUGCAGUCUUGGCAGCAUACACCCUCUCAAAACAACUCCGCGUCUAUCGCAUCGUGAUAAACUGGCCGCAGCGGAACCAGCCCAACCAACCUCACACGGUACUCCCCAACCCCCCCACCCUGGUAAUCGAGCACCUCAAGAUCGAGGACUGCGCUUGCCCCGCGGACUCGAGCACGCACGAUGUAUCCCGCGCGCAAUUGACGCACCUGGAGACGCUGGCGCCAACACCCACACCGUCGGACAUACACGGUUCCCCCGGGGUGCUGGCCGUCUUCGCGAACAAGAAAGCUGAUGGGGAGACUUUUAGCGUUAUUUGUCGGUGGAGCCUUAAGGAGACGCCGUGUGCGCUGCACCCCAGCUUCGAUCAGAUUGGGGUUCGCAGGACUAGUGUUUCUUCACCAACUAUUUCGGAGGUUUGUCUGCCCUUCUGUGGGGGGAAUUGGAUGAGUGGGGCUAAUCGGCAGUUUGUUGGUUGCUGGGAUAGUUGGAGUUGUAUAGGAUGGAUGAUGUGGUGAUGGAUAAGUGCAUUAUUGGGGUUUCGCAGGUUACUUCUGGGACUGUGAUUGCAUUGGCGUUUAGUGAUGGGUCCUUGGAGUUGAGGGAAAGGUAUGUACCAUUCUCUCCAGCUGGGAAAUAGCACAGGCGCUGACCAACUAUCUAUAGAGGCAAUCUCAACCAACUGCGAGACCAGAGCACGAACAAGAAUAUAGUCAUGAAUAUGAUGCAGGCUGGGUUCGCAUUCCCUCCGGAAAAACCGUGCAUCAGCCUGGCGUUAUCUCCCAACAACGCCGUGGCCAUACGCCUGGGUCCUGACAAUGACACAAGCCUCAUAAUAAUGGAGUACAUGAAUGGACCAAUGGAGCAGAGUGGUAAAAAAAACAGCACCUUUCCCCUCCCCCAUCAACUUCCACCCACGGAUCAUUGCCCCGGUUAACCUCUCGUGUUAGAUAACCUCGAAAUCGCCUGCGUAGCACUAGCCCACCAACAUGCCUACUCCUGCAAUAAUCUCAUAAACAACGACGACCUCUUACUGGUGGCGCAAAAGUACCGCAGUCCAGCCUUCAACAACACCUUCCUCUCGGAGGCCCAUCGGGCACUGAACUUGAAAAUGGAUUUCGCUACGGAGUCACCGAACGAACGGCUCUUCAGAAACCCGCUCCUACAGCGCUGCCUGAGUUUGCAAAACUCCCUCGACUUUCGCGGGGAAAGGGUCAACAAGAGACUCUCCGGAAAGCUCGCCUGGGCGACAUUGCACCUGCGCGUAGCGUCCGUCGCGUUCGCACUGACGUUCAACAACCCGCAACGGCAAGGCCAAGCUGGAAGCGCCGGUGCUGCUGGCAGCAGUGGGAGCACAUCUAGCGAUAUCGAUCUCCGCCCCGAAGCGCUUCAGACCCUGUUGGGCCUGGUCCGCUGGCUAAUGGAUAUAAUGUCUCUGACAAUCAGCGACCUCUUCGAGCUAUCCAAGGCGACAAAAAACCACACCUCAGACCUCGCCUACGUCCGGCAAAAAGUAAUAUCCGGCAACUCCCCCGCACUCUUCCUCGCGCUCUCCAGCGCGCCACGCGCGCUCCUACGAUACAAUUGCCGCAGCCUCCGGGGCCUGGAAACAACGGCAGGCAAACACCUUGCCUCCACCCUCUCCACCGCCACGGACGAGGAAACCAAGGCAACGUUCCGCAGCCUAAAAGUACCCAUAGAAUCCUGCGCUGUCAAGAUCUCGCAGUUCGAGCGGAUAAUGACGGACAUCGACGGCACCAUCCGCGCAGCCUACCACAACGUCCCCGAAGCGGAGCGUGCACAGGCCGAGAAGCUGCUCUUCGUGAAUAACGAGAUACCCCCCAUAUUCCGCGUCGCGGUGGAGCGCCUGCUGAACACCACGCUACCGAACCUCCGGAACGACCUGGACAUUGCAAAGUUGUUCUGGCACGACGUCACCUGGCUCGGUUUCCAUGAUGAUGUUGCCAGCCGCGAGUACCGCAGGAGGAAUCGGAUUGAUGCUAUCCGGAAGGUGGUUCUGCCGAAGGAUGACGAUAGCGGCGGGCCAGGGGGGGGUAAGAUUAGGUUGAGGAGGUGUACUAGGUGCUGUGCUGUUGUCGAGGAUAUCAUCCCUACCAAGAGUCCGAGCCAUUGGUUUGGGUCGAUGCAGAGGAUGUGUUUUUGUGGGACGCUUUGGAUGCAUAUUUCCUGAAGGCGGCGGGCAGGUUGUGCCGCGCCGUUGCUGUGAUUAGGGUACUUGCGCAUUCCAAAAGUAUCCGGAUGUCUUGGCACGGCCUUCGACUGGGGAAGAAGAAUCCUUUAACCAGCAUGUUUCGCACCAAAAGAAUUUGUAAAAUCAAAAAUAGCUAAGGUUCCUGAAAAAUUUAACUGUAGUUUCUCUGUAUACUACAAUAGGGAAUAGGCUGGAGGUUCAGAAAAUUGAAAAAUAAUUCCAAAGUAUUAACCUCUAGGCGAGCUAUAGGGGUUUAAAGUCCCAUAACGGGCUCCGGUUUAAGGUUUCUCACAACGACCGAAACUGCGCCAAGAUAUCCGGAUACUUUUGGAAUGCGCAAAUACCGUUUGCAGCCGAUCGACUCUGGUUGUUGGUUUUGUGGGUGAAAUGCGUGAGCGGAGGUUUUUGAUUGUCAGCUAAUACUCAACCCGCCAUAGUGGUGCGAUGGUUUCAAAGUUACUGAAGGUU